Messenger RNA from Anopheles merus, 2573 nucleotides. RefSeq lists its product as uncharacterized. Bases 1655 to 2452 code for a protein of 265 amino acids. NCBI's taxonomy places the organism in Eukaryota, Metazoa, Arthropoda, Insecta, Diptera, Culicidae. The transcript has 3 exons. The record is from RefSeq and is a predicted model, not a curated record.
AGGGCUUAUCCAUGCGGGAAAUGGGGGCUUAUACAACAAUACAGCCAAAAUAGCUGAUAGUCGAAAUAGCUGAUAUAGAAAACCAACAAAAAAAAACGAUCAUAAAGAUAAAGCUAUAUUUGGUGAAUGAUUUCGGAACAAUUGUGUUUGGGUUUGCUGUGCUGUGUGAUUUCCUUCUAGACUUUGCAGCCUGUCGUAGGGGUGUUAGACAGAGAUUACGCAGUUUUAGUAUCUGAACCCGGAUCUUUCAAGCCCCAUCCGGGGGUGCCGUGGUUAUGAAUGAAGUCGGAUUACUGAUAGAUGAACAAUGCAGCUUAUACUAUCAGGAUAGUAGAGGUAUUUAUGAUUAGCUUGAGCAAUACACACAUACAGUGAUCAAUCCGGAUGCAUCAGUAGAGGAAGCGUUUUUCAUUUGGCUCAAGUUUAUUAUCAAUUUUACUACCUUUCAGGUGAAAUAAGACCGGCUAAUAUGAUCAUAAUCUAAUUUUACAAUGGCUUUAUAAGGUUCUCAAGAUGUGUGAGGAAGGUAGUUGGUAGAUGCAGUACCUAGAUACACCACUGAGAGUACCAUUACGGAACUCAAAUAGGUCUGAUUCAAGUGUUCUAUGCAGACUAUCCUCUGCGCUUCAACAAAGAAUUACCCGUAUGCAGAAAGACUGCAGUGCAUAGAGUAAUAGUAGUAAUCACACAACAACCGUCAUACGUAGGACAGACUCUUCUUCUCUCGGUACUCCAAUCAACCAUAUAUGAGUGGCAUAAGCAGGACUAGAUCAACAACUGUGGUUACGAGUAUGGGUAGAAACAUCUCCCUUUGUACACCAAAAUGUUCUGGAAAUCAGCAACAAAGUGGAAACCGAUAGGAUGUGGUAGAUAGCCAAACGAACCAUACGAAAUCUGGAUGCAAGAACCGGUUCGAUCUGGUCGAAAAAACGAAUGGAAUGUGGUAAGGCGCUUAUCAAUUAGACAGAUUGGUACCCGUUACAGUUGAGAUUGAGUAACGAUGGCUUAUCAUUAUCGGCCCCACAAUGAUCGCUACAGAUGUUCCAUACCAUUGGCUCGGGAUCUCAAUGGCAAGACUAUGGAGUACAGAUAACAGCCGAGCAUUGGCCUAAUGUUACCAGGCUAAUGGAAACUGAUCCACAUUCCAGACUUUGGGUCGCGCGCAAAAUAAAGAAAACUGUCUCAGUGGAUGCUAGCAACAUGUUUGUACUCAAACGCAGAGACAGUUCUGCUGAUGCGUCACGCGCAUUGAUUUUAUGCUGCGUAAUGCCGUGCGCAUACAACAGAUUGGAAUUUCCAAUCUUAGCCGACGUGUCGCAUGCCCUGGAAUGCCGAACGUUCGAUCAACUGUCGGACACUGCCAGCCCAUGGUGUGUGGGUAAAGCAGGUAUUUGCAUACCCACUGGCCCAGUGCCAUGACUGGGCCAAAAAGCCACCACACUGAGGAGUGACUUUGCUGUGGUCUAGCCUAUAAGAUAAGAUAGGGGAAAGGUAUAUCAAAUGCCAUACGCUGAUUGGUCGAGUGGCUCUCCAGAGUCAUCUAUCUAUUGUUGGCGUUCUUUUGAGGGUGUAUAUAAAGGCUGCGAUGGGAGUGAAUUUGAUGGGUCAUUUUAAAACGUGUUGGAAGUAAUUGUGUGAGACAACACUACUGGUCAUGAAGUUUGUUUUGAAGUGUUUGGCGAUCCUUUUGGCAGCUAUCCUGUGCUCGAUAGCCGAAGGAAACAAGAUCCGAUGCUAUUCGUGUGAUGAUUGCAACAAACAAGAGCCGGAGAUCGUCCAGUGCAGUGCGAAGAAUGGGAUGGAUCUGAACGCGCUGAGCUACAACCCAACCUACCCGAUACUGACACCGUCCACGCCGUACUGGAACGCAAACCCCUGGGAUCCGCUGCUAACGCCACCACCGCUCGUAGGAAACAACAAUGGAGGCGCUUGGUACCCGGGAUAUCCAAUCAUCACUCCGCCACCGUUGAGCGGCGGUGGCGGCAUCAAUCAGCAGUAUCCCUGGGACCCACUGCUAACGCCACCACCGCUGGUUGGGGACAAUAAUGGAGGUGCCUGGUAUCCGGGCUAUCCAAUCCUUACCCCGCCACCGUUGGGCGGCGGCGGUGGCAUUCAGCAGUACCCGUGGGAUCUACUGCUAACACCACCACCGCUCGUAGGAAAUAAUAAUGGAGGCGCCUGGUACCCGGGCAAUACAAUCCUAACGCCACCGACCACCCACUAUCCGUACGGAAAGGCGCACCAACAGACGGGGAACAAGGGGCAGAAGCGCUUCGUUUGCGCGACGAUCCGAAGCAAAGGAAAGGAUCUACAAACGGAUAUCGUACACCGGCGUGGAUGUGCCGAGAUUGAGGGAUACGCUGUCGGUGUGUGCGACCAGGGACAGAUACCGGUGACGGAGGGUGGCAUUACGAGCUGCCGCGUGUGUGGCCAUUCGCUGUGCAACGAGUGAGGCUGGUAGUGAUCGAUUUUAAUAGCGCGCUGUGAUUUGUGUGGGUGAUUCAGGUAGAAGAAUGAAUGGGCUACAAAUACCGAUUAAGUCAUAUGAAUAAAUGCAAUAAUUUAGAAAUUCA